AUGUCAGAAAAUCCCUUUACGGGACAACCUAAGAAGGCUACAACCAUAGAGGGUGUUUCUACAACCAACGAUGCGCUUGACAAGCCCAAGUUGCCGCCCAGAAGAAGAGACGAACUCACUAUAGAGCCGCAGAUUGAUGAAUUUCAGGAAUACAAACUUCCGCGAAGGGAGCUUCGAACCCGGAAAUUCACUGACCUCCCUGAAUGCACUCCUCGAGCGCGCGCUCAACUCCUCUUGGAUCGUCUGGAGAACCUUAUGCACCUAGCAAUAUUCUACAACAACCAAACAGAGCCGCGAGUCUUUGAUACAGACAUGGCUCAAUCAGCAUUAGACAUGCUUGAAUCCAUAUUCGAGCCACGGCCGCAGGAUCCAUCUCUUUGGCCGAAAAAGGAGAAUGGCACGCCCCCAUUCGAUAGAAAAGUCGUUCUCAAUCCUUUUAUAGACACAGCUCCACGGACCGCUACAGAUCAAGAGGGCUCAUCCUCUAAAGACUCGAAUUCACAGGUUGAGGCGGAUGAGGCUCUCGCUAAGAAACUCGCCGAAGGCCCGCAGGACCUCCCCUCUGAGCGCAAUACGAACGAAGGGUCACGGCGAGCUGGGCAGAUGCAGCGUGUCGCUUCGGGCAAUGCCCCCAGCCAGUCUCCGCCGACCCCUCCUUCCCGAGCGACCGAAACAGCUCUGCAGAAUCCGGCAGCAGGCGAUCAAGACAAAUGCAUGCAGAAGAUUGACAAACAGCUGAGAGAACUCAACUCUAAGCUCCAGUGGCGUAAUCGAGAGACGCGGGAAGCGUAUGACUGCUUCAAAAGACUAAUGGCCGAAUAUAGAGAGAUGGAGGCCAAAAAUGGCAUUCUCUUGAAAUACCACGAGGAAGAUACCGCAGCAAUUGAGGGGCUUCAUGGUACGGUUGCGGCGUUCCAAGGCAACGUCAGUACCUGGAUAGAACGGCAUUUAUCUGCAGCCGGAGACAGACAGAUAGCGGUUACCCGACUACUAGAACAAAGAGAGCUUGAAUUACAGCUUGUCAAUACGCUUCAUGAUGACAUCAAAGGCUUCAUGGCUGGCUGGAACGAUGCCAAGGUUGAGUUCUACAGUCGAAGGGAUGCUCGCAGGCAGACGGAGAGCCGUCGACAAGCCCCAGAGGCAGCCAACACCCGCACGAAUCCUAAAAAGACAACAAAUAGAUAG
Molecule: messenger RNA, 1185 nt
Organism: Aspergillus calidoustus
Lineage: Eukaryota; Fungi; Ascomycota; Eurotiomycetes; Eurotiales; Aspergillaceae
Source: the annotation of a GenBank genome assembly